Argentina anserina (silverweed cinquefoil) is the source of this 1689-nucleotide messenger RNA. Its product is annotated as uridine 5'-monophosphate synthase. The record is from RefSeq and is a predicted model, not a curated record. The transcript is spliced from 6 exons. Gene Ontology annotation, molecular function: orotidine-5'-phosphate decarboxylase activity; orotate phosphoribosyltransferase activity. Bases 46 to 1503 code for a protein of 485 amino acids. Gene Ontology annotation, biological process: 'de novo' UMP biosynthetic process; 'de novo' pyrimidine nucleobase biosynthetic process. NCBI's taxonomy places the organism in Eukaryota, Viridiplantae, Streptophyta, Magnoliopsida, Rosales, Rosaceae.
GUCUCUCUCUUAAACAAAAGGCCGCCGCCUUCUUCUUUCUUAGCGAUGUCAUCAUCUCCUCCUCCUCCUCCGCUGCCGUCGUCGAUGGAGUCCCUCAUCCUCCAGCUCCACGAAAUCUCCGCCGUCAAAUUCGGCAACUUCAAGCUGAAAUCCGGCAUCUCCUCCCCAAUCUACAUCGACCUCCGCCUCAUCGUCUCCUACCCUUCCCUCCUCCGCCAAAUCUCCCAAACCCUAAUCGCCGCCGUCCCCUCCUCCACCCCCUACGACCUCCUCUGCGGCGUCCCCUACACCGCCCUCCCCAUCGCCACCUGCAUCAGCACCUCCCGCGACGUCCCCAUGCUCAUGCGCCGCAAGGAGGUCAAGGACUACGGCACCGCCAAGGCCAUCGAGGGCCACUUCAACUCCGGCCAGGUCUGCCUCAUCAUCGAGGACCUCGUCACCAGCGGCGCCUCCGUUCUCGAGACCGCGGCGCCGCUCCGGGCCGCCGGCCUCAAGGUGUGCGACGCCGUGGUCCUCAUCGACCGCGAGCAGGGAGGGAGGGAGAAUCUGGAGCAGAACGGAAUCAGGCUCCACGCGCUGUUCCGGCUGAGCGAGAUGGUUAGGGUUUUGAAGGAGAAGGGGAAAGUGGCGGAGGAGACGGUGGCGGCGGUGCUGAGGUUUCUGGAGGAGAAUCGGAGAGUGGCGGUGCCCAAGGUGGAGAAGGAGAAGGUUAAAUGGGUAGGGUUUGAGGAGAGGGCGAGGAUGAGUAAGAAUCCGACGGGGAAGAAGCUCUUUGAGAUCAUGGCGCAGAAGAAGACCAACCUCUGCCUGGCUGCUGAUGUUGCUACUGCUCAGGAGUUACUCGCCAUUGCUCACCAGGUUGGGCCUGAGAUAUGCUUAUUGAAAACUCAUGUUGACAUACUGCCUGAUUUUACUCCUGCAUUUGGUUCUAAACUUCGCGCGAUUGCAGAAAGACAUAAUUUCUUAAUAUUUGAAGACCGUAAGUUUGCAGACAUAGGCAAUACUGUGACAAUGCAGUAUGAAGGAGGUAUAUUCCAUAUAUUGGACUGGGCAGACAUAGUAAAUGCUCACAUAAUCUCUGGUCCAGGGAUUGUUGAUGGACUGAAGUUGAAGGGUUUGCCUCGUGGUAGAGGCCUGUUGCUGCUUGCCGAAAUGAGCUCAGCUGGAAACCUCGCCAAGGGAGACUACACAGCUGCAGCAGUGAAGAUUGCUGAAGACCAUUCGGACUUUGUUAUUGGAUUUAUUUCAGUAAAUCCGGCAUCAUGGCCAGGCGCUCCAGUAAAUCCAGCUUUCAUCCAGGCAACCCCUGGGGUGCAAAUGGUCACUGGUGGUGAUGCUCUAGGACAGCAAUACAACACUCCUAGAUCUGUCAUAAAUGAUAGAGGUAGCGACAUCAUAAUCGUUGGCCGUGGAAUUAUAAAGGCUGCAAACCCAGCACUGGCAGCUCGUGAAUACCGUAUUGAAGGAUGGCUUGGAUAUGAAACUAAAUGCUGCAGCAACUGAGGUUAUUGCUCCUUCAAGAGGCUUGCCCCCUUGUUUCUCUUCUGUUAGAUUAGAUGGUUUGUCUUCAAGAGAUGAGAUGAUUAUGUUCAACAUAAAACAAGGGGAACUAAGAUUUGUACUAUAUGGAUCUUAAAGUUUUUUCCUCCAGAAACGACCCGUAGCUCAAUUAUAUUAAUAUUUCGCAUA